AUUGAAGUCAGGUGUUUCAAUCACCUCCAUCAACACAGUUGUAUAAAAUCAAGCACCUAGGCAUGCAGACUGCUUCUACAAACAUUUUUGAAAGAAUGGGUCACUCUCAGGAGCUCAGUGAAUUCAAGCAUGGUACCGUGAUAGGUUGCCACCUGUGCAAUCAGUCCAUCCAUGAAAUUUCCUUGCUAAUAAAUAUUCCACGGUCAACUGUUAGUGGUAUUAUAACAAAGUGGAAGCAACUGGGAACAACAGCAACUCAGCCACAAAGUGGUAAGCCACAGUGCGCAGAAGUGGCCAACUAUCUGCAGAGUCAAUAGCUAAAAACCUCCAAACUUCAUGUGGCUUUCAGAUUAGCACAACAACAGCCUUGUUGCAAUAGUUAGAUAAGCACAACAACAGAGGCCAAAUAAUUCAU
Staurois parvus is the source of this 415-nucleotide messenger RNA. Lineage: Eukaryota; Metazoa; Chordata; Amphibia; Anura; Ranidae. The record is from the annotation of a GenBank genome assembly.